Molecule: messenger RNA, 2698 nt
Organism: Cuscuta europaea
Lineage: Eukaryota; Viridiplantae; Streptophyta; Magnoliopsida; Solanales; Convolvulaceae
Source: the annotation of a GenBank genome assembly
UUUUCACUUAUCAAUCAUGGUUGCCUAAUAAAUCUUGAGUUUCGUUCUCCUGCAAAGCCUUUCACCCGACAGACUGAGAUAAUUUGAUACUUGGCGGCUUGGCGCUGGAAGGAGAGCAAGAGAGAUGGAGAGGGUGAAAAAAAAAUUGGGUAAAUAUGAACUUGGCAGAACCAUUGGAGAAGGAACUUUUGCUAAAGUUAAGUUUGCCCAGAACACGGAGACAGGUGAAAGCGUUGCAAUUAAAGUUUUAGCCAAGAGCACCAUUCUUAAGCACCAAUUGGUUGAACAGGACGAUGGUGGAGCUGCCUUGGGCGAUUGAGAAGACAAAUGUGCUGGAAAUUAAAAGAAAGGAAUGUUAUAGAACUCGUAAACACAAAAUGAGUACUUGAAAGCAAAGAUAUAUCAUUUAUAAAAUAGAAAAUUAAUCAAGCCUAUUUUAGAAUACUAAUCUUGAUGGCUAGCCUUGAUUUUCCCUGUUCAUUGAUACAAUUUCAUGAAUUAGUCUUCCGGAGUUAUAGACUGCAGAUUGUGGCAGAGCUGUCUAAGAAGUAACUUCAGCUAACUUGUAAAAAAGUGUACUUGGGAGAGGGGGGUGUUUACAAAAAACAAAAAGAGACCCUAAAUAUUGAUUGUUUUUCAACUGAUGAGAUGAUGAUAGUAAUUCCACUUCUAUUAGAACCUAGAAGUGCCACUAUUUAUUUCUGAAAAUGUUCUCAGGAAGUAGAAGCGCUUCUAUUUGAUGUUUGUUAUAACUUGUGGUUCUGAAAAAGGGGAAAAUAAAAUCUUAGUGACAUGUUGUGUGGAUAAUUUAUUUUUUUAAUAUGUCAUAGACUAUAUGUCAGAAAAAGAUGAUUAUUAGCUUUUCCUUGCUAACAUUUUUUUGAGGUGAUUUUUAGAUCAAAAGAGAGAUAUCUAUAAUGAAGAUUCUCAGGCAUCCUUGCAUUGUUAAGCUCCAUGAGGUUUUAUCUAGCCAGACAAAACUAUAUUUUGUUUUGGAAUUUGUAUCUGGAGGAGUACUAUUUGACAAGAUUGUUCAUCAAGGCAGACUUCGUGAGGAUGAGGCGCGGCGCUACUUCCAACAACUUAUUGAUGCAGUUGCACAUUGUCAUAGUAAGGGUGUAUACCACCGUGACCUUAAGCCAGAGAAUCUGCUUCUUGAUUCCAUCGGGAACCUGAAGGUCUCUGAUUUUGGAUUGAGUGCAUUACCUAUGCAAGGAGUUGAACUUCUUCAUACCACUUGUGGAACUCCAAACUAUGUUGCUCCUGAGGAGCGGAAUCUCUGCUAUUGGAGUUGAUGUUGAAGCUGGUGUGCAUGGAGGAGGAGAUGAAGAUUGUGAAUUCUCGUAGAAGUUUCUGAAAAGAGAAUUAAGAAUCACAUCUUCGUGUUCUAAGUUCGGAUCAGCUUUAUCAGAAACCACUGGUUCAGCAUGUGAUGGAUCAGCCUGUAGAUGUUCGAUUGCGAAGUCUGCCAUUUCAUAGAAUGUAACAUUUACACUCUCGAUGACAGUGCGCUUGUCUCUUAGAUAGACUCUGUAGGCUUUGGACUGCAGUGAGUAGCCGAUAAACACGCCUUCUCUGGCUUUGGAGUCCAGUUUACUUCUUUCUGUCCGAUCAUUCAGUAUGAAACACUUGCAACCAAAUAUCUUGAAAAAGGAGAUGUCGGGAGUUCUGUUGAAGAGAAUUUAAUAAGGAGUCUUGUCGAAGCGUUUAUGAAUGGAUGUUCUGUUCUGGGUGAAGCACGCAGUAUUGAUUGCCUCUGCCCACAUGAAGUGAGGCAGUCUGGAUUGAAUUAACAUUGUGUGUGCUGCUUCAACAAAAGUCUUGUUCUUUCUCUCAACAACUCCGUUCUGUUGUGGAGUUUUAGCUGCUGCAAAUUGCUGAGUGAUAACGAGAGAUUAAUAGAAAUCAGUGAGAGUUUGAUUUUUGAACUCGGUACCAUUGUCAGUUCUUACUAUUCGAACGCUGUGCUGUAGCAGUUUCUGGAUGGUUCUGAUAAAGGUCAUAAUGUUUUCUGCAGCCUCGUCCUUUGAGCGGAGAAAUUUUGUCCAUGUGUACCUAGAGAAGUCAUCCACGAUCACCAGAGUGUAUUUGCGACCGUUGAUGCUUUGGGCUCUCAUAGGUCCACACAGAUCAAUGUGAAUUAACUGCAGCUGGUGAGUAGAUGAUGGUACAGUUUUUGACUUGUGGGAGCUUCGCGUCAUUUUGCCCAUUUUGCAGGCACUACAAUGAUUCUCAGCGGAAGACUUUAACAGAGGAAGCCUCUUUACAAGUUUCUUGGAGGAAAGGAUUGAUAGAUGCUUGAAGUUCAGAUGGGAAAGACGUCUGUGCCAAAGGUUGUUGUGUUCUGUAGAAGCUUUGGACAGCAGACAGAUGGAAGUGGUGGAUUGUACGCUUUUCAGAUCAAUAAUGUACAAAUUUGAAGUUCUGUAACACGUUAAUAAUGUAUUCCCCAUGCUGUCUAGAACACAACAUUGUCUUGCAAAGAACCUCACUUCCAUCCCGCUGUCACAGAAUUGCCCUAUGCUCAGUAAAUUGUGUUUGAGCCCUUUGACAAAAGAAACAUCUUUGAUAGUGACACUGGCACAGAUGACGUCCCCAUAUCCAAGAAUAGGAGAAGAGGCGUCAUUUCCAAAUCUGACAUUCCCUCCGUAACAAUUGGUGUAGUUGCUCAACAGAUGUUUUAUUCCGGUCAUGUGGG